Molecule: messenger RNA, 2091 nt
Organism: Corticium candelabrum
Lineage: Eukaryota; Metazoa; Porifera; Homoscleromorpha; Homosclerophorida; Plakinidae
Product: extracellular sulfatase Sulf-1-like
Exons: 8
Coding region: 15-1937 (640 amino acids)
Biological process (GO): glycosaminoglycan metabolic process
Molecular function (GO): glycosaminoglycan binding; N-acetylglucosamine-6-sulfatase activity
Source: RefSeq, a predicted model, not a curated record
CACGUCACCGAACAAUGCGGAGAGUUGUUUCUAGAUUGGCGUUGUUUUUUGUGUUUGUUCUGGAGGUCGUAUCAGUAACUUACGUCUCCAGUGCUGUAGCCGAUAAUCGCUCAAACAUAAUCCUCAUUCUGACAGAUGACCAAGACAUUACACUACAGUCAAUGAGAGCCAUGCCAAAGACUGCCAAGCUGUUCGCCAAGCGUGGUGCUCAGUUUUUGAACGCUUUUGUUACGAGUCCUCUCUGUUGCCCGUCACGUGCCUCUAUAUUGACUGGACAAUACGCUCACAAUCAUAAUGUGUCUUCUAAUUUGGAUGGAGACUGCUACACUCAAUCAUGGAUUAGGGGACCCGAGAGGCAGACUGUGGGCAAACAUCUCAAAGAUGCUGGAUAUAGAACAGCAUACUUUGGCAAGUACAUGAAUAAUUAUCGUGGAGAUGUGAUACCUCCUGGAUGGGAUACAUGGAUGGUGUUGCAAGGAAAUUCAAAAUAUUAUAAUUAUACUGUUGUGAGGUACAAUUCUCAUCGAGAUUCUACUUACCUGGAGCGUCAUGGUGAUAAUGAGCAGGAUUACCUGCCAACGUUAAUGACUGAGAGAGCUAUCAGACACAUGCAAAUUGUUAUGACUGCAAAACAGAGAAAACCACUAUUUAUGAUUUUGAGCUACCCUUCUCCACAUGGAUCAGAGGAUGCAGCUUUCAAAUAUCGGGACAAGUAUAUGAAUGCAAAGAUUCCAAGGGCUCCCAACUUCAACAAUGGUUCAUAUGGUAAACACUGGUUUAUGACUUACAAUCAACUGCUGACAGAGACUGAAAUUUCCUUUGCUGAUCUAUUGUAUCGAAAACGAUUACAGACAAUGCGUUCAGUUGAUGAUGCGAUCUAUGAACUUUUCUUACGGUUGUGGUUGAUGAAUGCUCUAGAUAAUACAUACGUUUUUCUUACAUCAGACCAUGGAUAUCAUCUUGGACAGUUUGGUGUGCUUAAGGGGAAAGGCAAGCCUUAUGAAGAUGACAUUCGGGUGCCGUUUUUUGCGUAUGGUCCAAGAAUCCCAAACAAAAAGAAUAUAACUGGCAUUGUGCUGAACAUUGAUUUAACACCGACAUUCAUUGAUAUUGCUCAAAGGCCAAUUCCAGCUGUAAUGGAUGGAGAAUCUAUUUUGAAACUGCUUUCUGCUACCCAGAAUGGGACUAAGUCUCAAUGGCGGACAAGUUUCCUGCUGGAAAGGUUUAAAGGUGUUCGAAAUCAGAGCGCUGACCUGGUGUUAAAUGCAGUGGGAAUAUUGAAUAUUUCAGCUCCAGCUUUGUCUUCUAAUUCUAAGGAAGAAACACAUCGUGAGAAAGAGAGUGUUAAUGAAGUUGAACUGAAUGAUUGUCUCGAACGUUAUAAAGUGUACAAAGAAGGUCAGGAUGCUGUAAAAAAUGAACUGCGAAACGAGCUUGGCUCAACAAGGUGUCUCAACAUAUCCAAACAUCAUGACUGUAUGGUGAACGGUGUUUGGAACUGUGAAACUCCGCAGUGUCCACAGAAUUCAGUCGAACCACCAUCUGAUGACUGCAUGUACUUACUAAGGGAGACACAGUGUUAUGUACCAGAGUUAAAGUGUGUUCAUUACAACAAUGAUGUGUGGAAAAGUCCACCAUUGUACACUGGCAAGUCAUUCUGUCGCUGCUCAGGUUCAAGUAAUGAUUCAUUUUGGUGUGAGAGAAGGAUUGAAGAGAAUGAGAAUUACUUGUAUUGCAUUUUUGUGACCACAUUUGAAGAAUACUACAACGUGGAAGCAGAUCCAUAUCAGAUGAAGAACCUUGCCUAUGGUGACAAUCCUGCAUUAGGUGCUGAUCGUCAAGAAGUAUUACGACAACGGUUACAUCAUCAUGCUAACUGUAAAGGUGCAACAAGCUGCAGUAAAGCAGGAAAACCAACUGGAGGUUACAAUGGAUAAACCUAGUUGCCUAAAUUGAAGUAAUGUAGUUAGCUAAGCACACUAGAAAGUAACUCACGAUUUACACAGUGGACUGUGAACCAGCUAGAUUUGUGUUGCAAUAAACAUAUGCAAUUAAAAACACAUCCACGUACCAGACAGCUGGUUUACCUUG